This is a messenger RNA of Aspergillus alliaceus, 3307 nucleotides long. RefSeq names its product mismatch repair ATPase MSH1. The record is from RefSeq and is a predicted model, not a curated record. The transcript has 2 exons. Gene Ontology annotation, cellular component: nucleus. NCBI's taxonomy places the organism in Eukaryota, Fungi, Ascomycota, Eurotiomycetes, Eurotiales, Aspergillaceae. Gene Ontology annotation, molecular function: ATP-dependent DNA damage sensor activity; mismatched DNA binding; ATP binding. Gene Ontology annotation, biological process: mismatch repair. Bases 553 to 3153 code for a protein of 866 amino acids.
CUCCAACGUUCGAGACACGCUGGGAUCAUGCCGAUCCAUGGCAGCCGCAUCUCACAUCUGAUUCCGUCGCGCAUUCCCGUCCUCCGCAAACCCGAUCUCAUAUCGUCCUAUCACUGCCAUGUCCACCGAACUAUCUGCCAUCAUGCCCGCCGUCCGUCGCUGCGAAUCGCGACGCCAAUUCCAGCUUCUAAGCUCACGCUCCAACGUGGUGCUAAAACGCAGUCUACUGUGAAGCUGAAAGAUUUACCACAAGGAGCGUUGAGGCUGGAGUCUUAUGAGGAUGCCGUAGAAGAUGCACCGCGGUACCCCCCAGUCGUGCAGGGACAUAAGAAUAACAUGCAAAAGUUCCAGAACUGUGUCAUCCUGACCAGAGUUGGUGGCUUUUAUGAGGUACGGACAAUGUUCCUGGGGGGCUCAUCUAUCAUGAAGGAUCUUAGCUCGUAAACUCAUUGCCUGACUUUAUCCUAGCUGUAUUUCGAGCAAGCCGAGGAGCUCGCUCCGUUGCUUAAUCUCAAACUUGCCUCCAAAAAGACCAGCGGCGGCCCUGUUCCAAUGGCGGGGUUUCCCUUUUUUCAAUUAGAUCGCUUCCUAAAGAUACUCGUGCAAGAUCUCAAUAAGUACGUGGCUAUUAGCGAGGAGUUCGCAAACGACGCAGAGGACAAGGCUCGCUCAGGGGGGCUUCUCUUCGAUCGCAAAGUAGCCAGAAUUAUUACACCAGGCACAUUGAUCGAUGAAAAGUUCAUGGAUCCUGCGGAAAAUAAUUUCCUCCUAGCCAUAUACAUAGAUGAGCUGUCAUUGAAGACACAACUAGAGCAACAGGAUGAUGCCUCAUCGCAUCAGCAUGUACUGUCGUCCGCUUCUCAGCCCGUAGGCUUAUCCUGGCUAGAUCUUUCUACCGGUGACUUUUUUACCCAGUCUACGAUAGUGCAAAUGCUUCCUUCAGCUGUUGCGAGAAUUGGUGCUCGUGAAAUUUUAGUUGACAGGAAUAUCCGGGAUUUGAUCGGACAGGAGCUGCAAUUGCUUAUGGGCCACGACCAUCGGCUGAUGACAUUUUUCCAGUUUCCCCGGGAUAUCGCGCCAAUGUCUCGCUGGGACUCUAUGCUAGAAGCGCCCGUCCCUCCUAAGGCUAUCGAGACUUUCACGCAAGAGGAAACGGCCGCAGGUUAUAGUCUCUUGGAAUAUAUCCGGGUUCAACUACAGGGACUGGAUUUAAAACUUCAGCCUCCUCGUCGCCGGCACUUGAACGAAUCUAUGAGUAUCGAUCGUAAUAGCUUGAGGGGCUUGGAGAUUCUCGAAACUGCUCGAGAUGGAUUUGGCAAGGGUAGUCUACUUCACGCAGUUCGCCGUACUUGCACCAAGAGCGGGGCGCGUCUCCUGAGGGACCGUUUGACAUCCCCUUCUACUUCCUUGCGUGUCAUCAACGAGCGCCUUGACCUUGUAUCGGUCUUCAUCGCAAAUGGCGAGCUACGUGAUAGUGUGACGCAGCUAUUAAAGCGUAGCUAUGACGCUCAGCGUCUGGUCCAAAAAUUCACACUUGGACGGGGUGACCCCGAUGACCUGAUUUGUCUUUCCAGGGCUAUAGAAGCCUCGAAAGAGAUUAAACGGGUUCUCUCUGGCACAGGCUCCGACACCUCGGUGCCCAUCCAGAACAAUGAAAGUCUUAGAGCCAUGACUAGUAGGCUUCAUUUGAGCAAGCCUAGCCGACUAGCAGACAAAAUUGUGGCUGCUAUUGAUGAGGAAGGGUUGCUGCAAAAGCAACGAAUCGAGGAUGAUACCGCUACAGAGGCGGCGAUGUUAGCUCAAGAAGUCGCCAUGAACGAAGGCUUGCCAACGGAUCUCGAUGCAUUGCCCAAGAAAGUGAAAGCCAAGAACACUGGUCGAGCUGGGACAGCUGCAGAUGAGCCCUCGGAUAUCGACACCUGGAUUAUGAGGCGGGAUGCAAGCCCUGCCCUCCGUAAGCUCCACCAAGCAUUGACGACACUACAAGAUGAGAAGGCCAGCUUAACGCAGCGUCUACGCGACUCUGUGGGAUCAUCUGCUCUUACCCUCAAGUGGACCCCUGGUCUCGGGCAUAUAUGCCACGUCAAAGGGCCCAAAGUCUCCCAGGAAGCUCUCGAAGAAUUAGGAGUGACACGAAAUGUCGCAUCAACCAAAUCCACCAGGUCUUUCUAUCUACCGGCAUGGACUGAACUCGGCAGCCGAACAGAUCAAGUGAAGCUCCAAAUCCGACAGGAGGAGCAGCAGAUCUUUGAGGAUCUCCGCCGCGAAGUGAUUCUCAACCUGGUGAAGAUUCGACGCAACGCAGCUGUGAUGGAUGAACUAGAUGUCGCGUGCUCCUUCGCAACGCUAGCACAAGAGCAGCAACUUGUUCGGCCCAUUAUCACAAAGGGAACCACCCACAAGAUCGUCGGAGGCAGGCAUCCGACCGUCAAACUCGGCCUCGAAGAGCAGGGUCGACGCUUUGUCAGCAAUGACUGCUUCUUAGGCGACCAGGAACGCAUCUGGCUCAUCACGGGGCCCAACAUGGCCGGGAAGAGCACCUUCCUGCGCCAGAAUGCACUCAUCACGAUCCUCGCGCAGGUGGGAUCCUUCGUGCCCGCUGAAUACGCCGAAGUCGGGACCGUAGACCAAAUCUUCAGCCGUAUCGGCGCCGCGGACGAUCUCUUCCGCGACCAGUCCACAUUUAUGGUCGAAAUGCUUGAGACCGCCGCGAUUCUGAAACAGGCGACGUCGCGAUCCUUUGUCAUCAUGGACGAGGUAGGUCGUGGCACCACACCCGAGGAUGGCACCGCCGUCAGUUUCGCAUGCCUACACCAUCUCCACUACCGCAAUCAAUGCCGCACCCUCUUCGCAACCCAUUUCCACGAGCUGGUGGACAUGACGCGCGAUUUCGAGUCUCUAGGCCGAUACUGCACGGACGUCAAGGAGACCGCGUCGGGGUCAUUCUCGUUCGUCCAUCGACUGCGCCAGGGUGUGAACCGCGAAUCCCAUGCGUUGAAGGUUGCCCAGCUUGCCGGGUUACCGAAAGAGACCAUCGAGAUGGCCCGGAGCAUACGCGACAACGCUCGUACUAGCCCAAGUACAUGUUCAGCGGAGAUCAAUUGGAGCCAAUCCCAAACGACUCCAACGCAGCCCCAAUCCCUCGUUUCGUAGCACAUGAUAUCCUACUUAUCAAUUCUACAUGUACAACUGCCACUACCGAAUGUAUACUAGCUACCAUCUACUGCACUACCCCACUAACAAAUGACUUCAUUCAUAUAAUGCAUCAUAACCUCAUAAUCCAAUCCCUCCCCCCCUGGCAAAUCAC